GCCGUUUGCAUUUUCAAAUUUCUUCCUUGCUCUGAAAAGAUUUCAUAUGUCGAAGGAGAAAGUAAUCAUCGAUCUCUGUAGCUCGGACGAGGAGGAGGAAGAAGACGGGUUCGGUGAUGAGAAUAACUGUGAGGAAGAGUUUGAUGAAACGGAGGAAGAAGAAGAUACGACUUCAAGUGAGGAUUGGAGUCACGAUGAUGCUGCGGAGUCAGAUGUGGAGGAAGAUGACGGGACCACCGAGGAAAAUGACGAUGAUGAUGACAAAAUCACUCGACUGCUCACAGCCGGAGGCGAUUUGAAAGCUCUAAAUGUAAAAGAAUGCAAAGCAUACCUGAGAAAGCAUGGUCUAAGAUUAUCUGGCACAAAAGCAGUUUUUAUUGAGAGAAUUGUUGAGCAUUGGAGGAUAAAAGAUGGGAGCGGAAAAGUACUUUAUCCAAUAUCAUCUUUUGCUAUCAAUUGUAAAGGUGAUGUCUGCAAAGGAGACACUGUUUUGUUUACACAGAAGGUUCAUCAGAAGUAUGAAAAGGUGAAAGGGAGUGGAAAGAUUAUGGGGAGAAGAACUGUCGCUGGCCAGGUUGUUAAAGAAAGCUAUGGUACUGCUAAACAGCAACACACUUUCACUAUUGAAGUGCUUUGGUGUGAGGGGAUACAGAAAUUGCCUCCGUUAUACCCUUUACUAGUGAAAGGACGAAAUCUUUAUAGGUUAAUGACCUUGAGGCAGCGAUGGGCUGAUGAAGAAGACAGAGUAAAAGUUCUUUCUGAAAAGCAUAGCCGUGGUGCCGCAGCAAGAAGAGUUAUGAGAGAAAGGAAAAUAAAGUCAGGCUAUGUACUAAUAGAUGGAAGACUUCAAAAGCCUGGUCGUGUGAAGAAGCCUUGUGCAGUAAAGACAAGAAAAAACGAGAAAGAUGAGAAUCAAACCCAGAGGUUUAGACAAGACAUCCCGGCUAAUCACUCACUUGUUGCUUUUCCAAACCAAAAUCCUUCACAGGUCCGUAAGAAUCCAACCCAGUCGAGAAAUAAGAAUCCCACUUUUGAUUCCUACAAUUCCCAUUAUACAUAUGCGCCUCGUCCAUACGCUCCUUUCAAUGUUCCCCAUUCACAUCUUCCUCGGCCAAACAUUCCUCCUUCACGCUCAUAUGCUUAUUCAACACAACAAAACCAAUCAAUCCAAAGGCCACCACCAGCUUUCUACAGUGGAAGACCUACUUCUAAUGCUCUGCGGGGACAAGCGUAUUUCAACCCACAUGCCAAUACACACGCUGUGCCAGUUACACAUCAGAGGAGGCCAAACGAUAACAAUCAUACCCACCAUACCAGCUCGAACAGUGGCUACAACUACGGAGUCAGGGACCUGGAUCACUUCUCAGAUAUGAUGAUAAGCCGCAGAAGAGAAGGAGACAGAUACAGGCAGAGUGAGGACGCUCGCAGACCAUUCAAGAACCAUCAUACCACCGACUAUUCCGACUCCAAUAAUGGCUACAACCAUGGAGCAAGGGACUUAGACAUGAGAAGCCACGGAAGAAAAGGAAACACACACAGGCAGAGUAGGGACACUUUGGGGGAGGUAUUCAAUUAAAUUCUUUAAUUGAAUUAGAAGAAAUUAGACUUUCCAUAAAAUUCUAGUGUUAUUCAAAGAUGUAUAUCAUGAAUUCUUUUAAAUUCAUGUGUUAUUGAAUUUCGGUUAAAGUUAUUAUGAAUCCUUCAUGUUUUUGUUUCUUUGAUUUGACUCUGUUGAUUUAGUCUUCGGAAUUCCAUGAAAAGCAAAUGUAUUGCUUGCCCUGUUCAUGAAAUUUCUCAUUUCACUUUUUGUGGAGAAAAUAAUCUAACGGUAAUUUUCUUUCCUCGUCUAUUAUUUUACCUUUUUACCCUUACGUUUUUACUUUUAU
This is a messenger RNA of Eutrema salsugineum, 1886 nucleotides long. Its product is annotated as zinc finger CCCH domain-containing protein 62. The transcript is spliced from 9 exons. The record is from RefSeq and is a predicted model, not a curated record. Bases 47 to 1576 code for a protein of 509 amino acids. NCBI's taxonomy places the organism in Eukaryota, Viridiplantae, Streptophyta, Magnoliopsida, Brassicales, Brassicaceae.